AUGGCGACGGAGGGAGGGCCCCCGAGGACUUCAAUGUUCAUCCCGAGGAAUAAAGCGCAGCUGGCGGGGGAGGGCGAAUAUCGUGCUGGGCUGUUGAUCCCAUUGCUUCCGGAACGCGAAGACAGUGGUAUCGACAGCGAAGAGACGGGAUAUGAGCAAAGGCGCGGCAGAAGGGUCAGGCGAGCGAGUGACGGUGACGAAUCCGCUGAAACAAGCAGUAGUGAAGAUGAUGGCGGUAUGAAGAAACAAUGGGCCAGAUGUGUCGAAAGCAAUGAUUCGAAUUUGGACGGAUCGUGGAAGGCUUCCCGCGAGGAGUUCCCAAUGUUGCCGUGGCCCGGGCAUCCGCGUCGCGUCUCCCAGCACGAGCCACCCCACCCACGGACCAGCCCAAGCCGCUCUUCUCCACCGCUUUCAGAAGUAGAACUCACGGCCUCCGACGAGGACGACGCUUCAGUCGUAGAGCUGGUUAUUCCGUCCCUAAAUACUCAGGCCAAUAACGGGCAGCAGCGUUAUAGGUGCGAGGAGUCUAGAAAAACUACGAGUGGCAGCUCGCUUGCCAGACGUGGCAACUAUGGCAAGAACCGCCUUAUUAUGGAACGCUCCGUGGCUGAAUGGGCGCGGGGCGUCGGCGAUCAGCGGGAGCGCCAGUCGCGCCUCAAGCCCCGGAGGGGCUGCACGUGUCCUCGCUCCCGCCUCACGACUUAUGUAACCAUCCGCACGGUGAGUCCGCAGCCUCCGCGCCACUUACCCCCCAAUCGACCCCGCGGCCGACCCACGCGCGCCCAUCCAACCCCCCCGCCGCCCAUCGCAUAUCGACUGAUAACCCGCACGGAGCCACCAGCGGCCCGCGUUGUGCAA
Iphiclides podalirius (scarce swallowtail) is the source of this 858-nucleotide messenger RNA. The record is from the annotation of a GenBank genome assembly. Lineage: Eukaryota; Metazoa; Arthropoda; Insecta; Lepidoptera; Papilionidae.